AUGGCUCUCAUCGUUCGCUAUGCCACCGAGGCCGACGUCAAGGCCCUGACCCGCAUCAACAUUGUCUGCUUCCAGCAGUACGGCAUGCUCCGGGCUAUGUUCCCCCAGAGCGAUGUGCCUACCCUGAUGGAGUUCAAGGUGCUCAACGCCAUGAAACACAUGGCCAACCCUCAGAUGAAUGUCUUGACUGUCGAUGACCCGGUGACCGGGGAGGCCGUGUCCUAUACCCGUUGGCUGAUCCCCAAAUCCCUGGGUUUUACCCCUAGCACGCCCGAUCUGAGCGAGAGGGGACUAGCCCUGGCCGAGGCGGCCAAGAAUCCUCUACAGUAUGCGCCUCAGCCAGUCAAUGAGAGCGCCUACAAUGGCUUCCGCAAGAUGCUGGAGGAGGCUCGCGGGAGACAUACCACCGAUCGCGACAUGAUCCUGGACCUGCUGGCCACUUUGCCAUCCCAUCAGGGGCGUGGCAUCGGGUCUGCGCUGCUCCGUUGGGGAACGGAGAAGGCCGAUGCGUGGCAGACACGGAUCUUCCUGGAAGCAACGCCAGAGGGAAUCCCUCUCUACCUCAAGCACGGCUGGAAGAUCGUGGAGGAAGUCACCAUGGAUUUGGACGCCCAUGGCGCCUCCGGAAAGGAAACGUUUACCAUGAUGAUGCGCGACCCGGUUCCAGCUAAAUGA
Messenger RNA from Penicillium lagena, 675 nucleotides. RefSeq names its product GNAT family N-acetyltransferase. NCBI's taxonomy places the organism in Eukaryota, Fungi, Ascomycota, Eurotiomycetes, Eurotiales, Aspergillaceae. Gene Ontology annotation, molecular function: acyltransferase activity, transferring groups other than amino-acyl groups. The record is from RefSeq and is a predicted model, not a curated record. The coding region runs from base 1 to 675 and encodes 224 amino acids. The transcript is spliced from 2 exons.